Messenger RNA from Erinaceus europaeus (western European hedgehog), 2483 nucleotides. Its product is annotated as beta-1,3-galactosyltransferase 5-like. Bases 1 to 936 code for a protein of 311 amino acids. The record is from RefSeq and is a predicted model, not a curated record. Gene Ontology annotation, molecular function: N-acetyl-beta-D-glucosaminide beta-(1,3)-galactosyltransferase activity. Gene Ontology annotation, cellular component: membrane. The transcript has a single exon. NCBI's taxonomy places the organism in Eukaryota, Metazoa, Chordata, Mammalia, Eulipotyphla, Erinaceidae.
AUGACAUCUCUGAAGAUGAAAGUGACAUAUCUAUCCCUGGUGCUCUUGGGAGCCCUGUGUCUGUAUUUCAUCAUAUCCAAACUCACCUCAAGUAAAGAAAAGCCAUAUGUAUUCAAGAAAGGAGAUGGGAAGUUUCUCCAGCUCCCAGAGAUAAACUGUAAGCAAAAUCCCCCCUUCUUGGUCCUGCUGGUGGCCUCGGCCCAGGACCAGGUGUUGGCUCGCUCUGUCAUCAGGAACACCUGGGGCAGAGAAAGGCUGGUGAGAGGGAAACGCAUCAACACCCUCUUCCUCCUGGGGGCCGGCCCCAAGAAGCACAUAGCAGGAGAGGUGUCCCAGGAAGGCCAUCUUCACCGAGACAUCAUCCAGAAGGACUUUGUGGACACGUACUACAACCUGACCCUGAAGACGCUGAUGGGCAUGGAGUGGGUCCAUCGCUUCUGUCCCCAGGCGGCUUUCGUGAUGAAGACAGACACGGACAUGUUUGUGAACGUCUAUUACCUGACCGACCUGCUUCUGCAGAAGAACAGGGCCGCCCAGUUCUUCACGGGCUUCUUAAAGAUGAACGAAUUCCCCAUCAGGAAGAAAUACAACAAGUGGUUCGUGAGCAAGUUCGAGUACCCGUGGGACAAGUACCCCCCCUUCUGCUCGGGCACCGGCUACGUCUUCUCCAGCGACAUCGCCAGGCUGGUCUACAACGUGUCCGAGAGCGUCCCCUUCCUGAAGCUGGAGGAUGUCUUCGUGGGGCUCUGCCUGGCCCGGCUGGGGGUCCGGCCGCAGCCCCUGCACACGGAGCAGACCUUCUUCCCCGAGGGGCUGUCUUUCUCCCCGUGCCGCUUCAGGAAGGUGGUGGCCUGUCACUUCGUCAGGCCGCAGGACCUGUUGAGCUACUGGCAUGCUCUGGAGCGCUCCCUGGGAGACGCCUGCCCUGGGGCCUGAAGGCACCCAGACGCACCCCAAGGUGGCUUCUGCAGCAUGUGCGGUGGUCCCUGGCACCCACGGGGGACGGGCAGGAGGGAGGGGCAAGGAGGCUGCUCUCCCGUGGGAUCCAGAUCUGAGCCGAGUGGGAGACCCAGGGAGAGUGGGGGCUUCAUGCCCACUGGGGGCCGUCUCCUGGGUGUCUGUGCCUCACCCACACCUGCAAUCUCUCUCUCUCUCUCUUGUACUUUCUCUGCCAUCAGGGUUACAACUGGGCUCAGUCCCUGAAUGACUCCACCAUGCUCAAUGCCCACUUUUUUUCCUUUAAUAUCUUUUUAAAAAAUCUUUUUAUUUAUAUUAUUGGAUAGAGACAGAGAGGAAUUGAGAGGAAAGGGUGAAAUAGAGAGGGAGAGAGACAGAGAGACACCUACAGCCCUGCAUAAUCAGUUGUGAUGCUUCCCCUGGUGGGAGCCAGGGACUCGAACCCGGGUCCUUAUACUUGUAAUGUGUGUGCUCAACCAGGUGCACCACCACUCAGUCCCUGAGGGCCAACUCUUAGAGAGUGGGAGAUAGAUAAAGAGAGAGGAAAGAGGAGAAGGAGAUACCCCUGUAGCACCGCUCUACCUCUUGUGAAGCUCGCCCCUGCAUGUGGGGACUGAGGGCUUGAACUCAGGUCCCUGGGUGAGGCAACCUGUGAGCAGUACCAGGUAACCCUCACCUGCCUCUUUCCUUUUCACUGUCAGUGUCUUUCAGGACAAAGCCACUUUUCACUACAAAUCCACUGUUCACUUUUUCCUUCUUUUUUUUUAAUUCUGUUUUUUUAAUUGGAUAGGACAGAAAAACUUGAGAAGGGAGGGGAGUGAGAGAGUGACAAAUAGACAACUGAACACCUCCUCCACUGCUCAGGAAGCAUCCCCACUGCAGGUGGUGAGCAGAGGUUUGAACUCAGAUCCUAGAGAACGGUAAUAUGUGUGCUUAACCAGGUGUGCGACCACCACCACCACCCCAGGCCUGAGAGAUCUGAACCCCUUCCACUACUUUCUGGUUGUUGUUGCCUCUGCAGCCUUGUUCUUCUGGGUGGAUCAUUUCUGAUAGAAAGAGACAGAGACAGAGAAACAGGAGGGGGAGAUAGCACUGCACUGCAGCUUCUUCCAUUAGCAGGGAGGGCUGUGCAGGCUCACCUCAGGUUAAGGGCAGGGCAAGGCAGGGGCGCUCCCCAGCGAGAUGUCUCCCCAGCCCCUCCCUCCCUCCCUCCUCCACACCCGGGAGGGAGAGCUCACCUGUGCUGUUGCCUGUGCGUUUACCUAUUUUUUUUAACAAUGUUGAUAUCAGAGGUUUGAACUCAGACCCUAGAGAAUAGUAACGUGUGUUAAAAAUUUUUAACAAUGUUCAUAUCAGAUGUAGUGUUAAAUGUACAUUAGCUUCAAGUUCAAAAUCAACAUUCUUUUAUUUUAUUAUUGGAAGGGUAACGGUUUACAGGAUAGUGGUUGGCACAUGGGUACAAGAGAAGAGAAGAAAGAAAGAAAACAUGACCACCAGGAGCAGUAGAUUCAUAGUGUUGGCACGAA